UAAGAAUCGUCUACGCAAAGCUGAGUUGUACAUCACCUGCUGCAGCGAAUCGAAGCCGCUUACUUAUAAAUAAGUAACAUAGCACAAUCUCUACAAUCCAGACUAGAUAAGGGUUUUAACUUUCAAUCUAGGUGUGAAAGAAAUGCUUACCAAGAAUUCACAAGAAACCCCUCUGCAAAUCCUCCCACGGGUUCUCAUCGUCUCCAGAAGAUGCAUUCGUAAGAACAAAUUCGUCGAUUUCGUAGGAGAGUAUCACUUGGAUUUGAUAGCCAACUAUGGAGCAGUUCCAGUCAUUGUCCCAAGAAUCUCAGCUGUACAGCAGAUGCUAGAUGCUUUUGAGCCUUUUCAUGGAGUUCUUCUUUGUGAAGGGGAGGACGUGGACCCUUCUCUCUAUGAGACUGAGAAUGGUUUAUCUCAUGAUGAAUUGGAUGAAAUAAGGAAAUUGCACAGCAGUGAUACUGCCAUUGACAGAGCAAAGGACUCCAUUGAAUUGCAGCUUGCUCGGCGUUGUCUGGAAAAGAACAUACCUUAUUUGGGUAUAUGCAGAGGAUCUCAGCUCCUAAAUGUAGCUUGUGGGGGAACCCUAUAUCAGGAUGUUGAGAAAGAGGUGUCUGAAAAAUCAGGUUUUGAUAUUAAGCAUAUAAACUAUGAUAAUUAUGAUGGGUAUAGGCACCCUAUCAAAGUGGUAGAAGAUACUCCACUUCAUUACUGGUUUCAAGAUUCAUUACAAGGAGUGAAUAUGGAGAUUAUGGUUAAUAGCUAUCAUCAUCAGGGUAUAAAGAGAUUGGCAGAUAGAUUCAGGCCAAUGGCAUAUGCCCCAGAUGGUUUAAUUGAAGCAUUUUAUGACCCAAAUGCAUACAACCCAGAGGAAGGAAAAUUCAUAAUGGGUCUGCAAUUCCACCCUGAAAGAAUGCGCCAUGAUGGCGAAAAUUGCACAGAGAAUGUUUUUGACUAUUCAGGAUGCCCAAGGGUUUAUGAGGACUUUGUAAAAGCUGUGGCUGCAUAUCAGAAAAAGCUGGCGGUUUGCAGUGGAGAACGUAAAGUUGUGAAAGUGGGUGGCGAAAUGGAAAAACAGAGCAAGAGAAUAGUUAGGAGUUAUUCCAUAACCAAGCUGAUAUAUGAAGAUCAUACCAGUUCCAAUCCCUCUGCCGAAGCCUCAGAUUUGCAUCCUGGAGCAUUAUUUUUUCAGUUGAAUGCAAGACUGAGUGUGAGAGCUCUGGACAGAGAAGAGGAGAAUAGACUGAAGCAAAUGGGAGCCACUGUGAGGAACUCUGCAAGUUAUAUGAAAGGGAUGAAGAAACAGAAGGAGAUUAAAGAAACAGCCCUAAAAUUCAUGGAAUCCAUGUCUACUGAAGAGCUGUGGGAUUUGAUUGCAUGUUAUCAGAUGAUGGCUCACAUUGGAUCACAGGUGUUGGAGGAAAAGCUUAUGUGCUGAACACUUAUCACUUAUCUUGAACAUCAUCUCGUGAAUGUAUCCAAGAAAAUCUAAUUUGCAUUGAAUGGUAUCACAUAAAUUGAUGGUUUAUUAUU
Molecule: messenger RNA, 1530 nt
Organism: Cryptomeria japonica (Japanese cedar)
Lineage: Eukaryota; Viridiplantae; Streptophyta; Pinopsida; Cupressales; Cupressaceae
Product: putative glutamine amidotransferase GAT1_2.1
Exons: 6
Coding region: 143-1435 (430 amino acids)
Cellular component (GO): cytosol
Molecular function (GO): hydrolase activity, acting on carbon-nitrogen (but not peptide) bonds, in linear amides
Source: RefSeq, a predicted model, not a curated record